CACCUAUUCACCUUUUUUAGCCCCCUAUUCUAGAGAAGAGGAAUUUACUGUGACUUGCUGUGCCCAUCGCGGUUCAAUUUACGGUACACUGCCGUACUUGUAUUUCGCGUUCAAUAAUACUGGUACUGGUGCCCGUAUCGCAGGAGUUCAGUUCAGUGCUUUACCGUACUGUGCACUGCACCCCCUUCGCAAACUCACCACCACAAUCCCGAAAAAGAUGCUCAAGCCAACCCUCCUCCUCCUCCUUCCCUUCCUCCUCCUAACCACAGCCCACACGGCCGAGCCCCCAGACCAACCGAAAACCUGGGCGGAACAGCACCUGGAGCAGGAGCACCACAUCAACAACUUCGACCCCGGCGCAUUCUUCACCCUCCACGAUUUCGACUCGUCCGGCACCUGGACGCGCGAUGAGGUCCUACGCUUCUACGGCCUGAGUCAGCCGGACACCCACACCUCCUUCAGCGAGGAGACGAGAUCGCACGUCUGGGAAACGAUCCUCUCCUCCAUGGACUUUGACCAUGAUGGGAAGAUUUCAAUGGAGGAGUUCCAGUCGUUUAGCAGUGGUGGGAAUACCUUGCCGGAUUUCGGGGUUUGUGAAAUGCUUCUCUCUUUCUUUGGGGGGGGGGGAUCACCCGUGUGUGUGUGUGUGUGUGUGUGUGUGUGUGGACUGACAAGCUGAUCGUUGUGGGGGUGGAUAUAGUUGGGACCUGGACAUCAUGGUGAUGAUGAGUACGAGUAUGAGAUUCACCAUUUCGAAAAGUAUCAUAACGAGGAGACUACCGAGGAGGAACUGACGCAUCCCGAGGAUAUUGAGCAUGUAUGGGUUGCACUCGUUCGAAUCUUUGGGUUUGAUUUAUUAGGGCUGAUUUGGGUUCCAUCUAGUUCCGGAAGCAUGAUCAAGACCAUGAGGCGGAGGAGAGACAGGCUGUUCUCGACAUGAAGCCCAUCAUUGAGCAGAACAUUCCGAGAAAGUUCUUGGUGGACGGGGCUUGAUAUGGUAUGUUGGACGUGCAUGGGGGCUGGCUUGUGUGUAUGUAUAAAAGAUGCAUCUAUAAACGGGAGUCUGAGGUUAUGGUCUUCUUAGUUAGUUGAUCGGCUGGUUAUUUAUAGCUUAGUGGUAAUAUAUAAUAAUAAUACCUAAUACCUAUGCUGUACCAGUACAAGAAAUACUCCCCCCUCCCCCCUGCAUAUACGCACCGUCUACAAUCCCUCCCCGCCGAUGCGAAUAUCGAAAACGCAAUGCAUGACACCGGGAGCAAACGUCUUGACCCUUUCAACGUGCUCGCAAACAAUCUUCCUCCCACCUCCCCUCUCCUUCUCGAACCCUUCGAAGGCCCUGACCACUUGACCCGCCAUCCCAUCAAUCUCCCCGAUCCCCACAUUCUCGUGAACGUGCACCCACCCACCCUGCUCCGCCAAC
Molecule: messenger RNA, 1420 nt
Organism: Tuber aestivum (summer truffle)
Lineage: Eukaryota; Fungi; Ascomycota; Pezizomycetes; Pezizales; Tuberaceae
Source: the annotation of a GenBank genome assembly